AUGGCAGGAGGUAGGUACUAUGUGUGCAAAACCUGUGGUCCUGCAAGCUGGAUUUAUGCCUCUAAAGUGCAGAAGUUUGCAAAGUGCAGUUGGUGUGGCAAGCCUUGGCCCGCUGAUGUACCGCAGGCACCUUGGAGAGAACCUAGCAGGCCGCGACCUCGAACUCGGCAGCCGAAGCCAGCUAAGCUAGCAAGCUGCCUUCAGAAGGUGUGGUCCACCUUGCCUGCAGAUGUGCGUUUGCAGUUUGAGCAGGCUGGCUUUAAAGUGCCGGCCCCGAAGCAGGAAGAUGUUGACCUACUCAGCCUUUUGCAGCGCAACCGUGAGGAUCUCCCCCAGGAAGUCCUGGAUGCUCUGCCAGCAGCACCGGUCCCUAACCCAGUGCAGGAAGGCAAGGCUGCAGGUGUUGAGUGGCGCAACUCCGUCGGUAAGUUGCGCGACCUUGGCCAGCGCAAGCUGAAGCUGCAGGAAGACAUUGACCUGGCCAAGGCAAACCUUAGGGCCAUGCUGACGAAGAUGCAAGAUUUGCAGACCUCCAUCCAGGAGGCACAGACUGAGGUCAAUAAAGCCACUCAGGAGUAUGAAACCAAGGUUCUCACGCAGUGCAAUGAAGAGGCCAACCAUGGAGUCGAGUCUGUGUUGCAGGCCCUGGGGAUUCAGGAAGAGGCCCUUACGGAGGCCCAAAAGCGCAGUCUCGAAGCUCUCAAGAAGGAAAACGCAGACGAGGCCAAGCGCCGCAAGACCCAGCAGCAGGAGCAAUUCCCGCCGGGAUUGGCUCCUCAGUUGCGCUCGGCGGCCCAUGUCACUGAGGCCAACAAGGAAGCCGAAGAUGCCAAAGGGCCGACCAGCCAGCCAGUCAAGGAGCGCAGCCGUGAGGUUUUGCGUGACUUGGAAAUUUCGGAGCCUAGCGCAAGCCCUGACGCGUCACCUGUGCCCUAUUUCAAGUGCUGGUACUGUGGCCUCCCGUUCGUGCCAACAGCCGUGGGAGCUCGGGCCAGCAUUUGUCGUGCUGACGUGAGCCUGGUCGGAGCCUCACCUCAGGGUUCGAGGCUCCUGCCGACUCUGUUUGACCAGCCAGAGCAGCUAGCUGAGGGGUUUGCUUAUCCCAAGGUUGUGGGACGACCCGUGUGCCCCCCCUCUAGCUGCCCACUGACUGGACCCAAGUUUUUCCACUCUGCCAUUUUCUCUGAGCCAGCUGACUGCAAGCCACAUGAACCAUGGGACCGCAAGAAACCUUUGUUGUGUCGUGGACCGAUCAUGCCCUUUUUGGAACGACACGGUUCCCACUAUGAUUCUGCAAUCCAGUCAACAGGGUCGGCCGAAUUGUCCGUUAACCCUUCAAAUUCCACAAUUCCGCCGAUCCACUCAACAGGGUCGGCCGAAUUGUCCGUUAAAUACUCAAAAUCCACAAUUCCGCCGAGCCCAUUUGAGGUGUUCCAGGGUGAGCCAGGGUCUAGUCCACCCAGCUGGGGCUGCAUGCUAAACUUGAGUGCAUAUAAAGCUUUGCAUCCUGCCUGGAACCAGGAGCCUGACCUUUUGCACCUCGGCGAAGGGCUUGAGGAGCAAUGCCAGGAGGGCACCUUGGAACACUGGGUCCUUUUUAAGUCUUUGGAGGCCACCGAGAUUCAGGAUCACAGCCUUGAGACCUGGGCCCGCAUCGCUCGUGCUUCUGAGGACUUAGUUCACUCCUUUUCCUCGGGUCAGCCUCGUACUUUCAAGUUUGUCUCGGCAAAUGUGACUUCCUGGAGACCUGAACUUAGGCAGUGGCUGGUCUUUCACCAGUUUGAUGUGGCCUUGAUUCAGGAGCACCACCUUUCGGAGAGGGCCUUUCAUGCUGAAACGGUGGCCCUCGCCAAGGCAGGCUACCAUGUCCAUGGCCAGCAUUCCCCUGUUCGCAAGCGGGAGAUUGGGGGUGUGAUGGUGUGUGUUAAGUCGCAUUUGCAGGCCAGACACGUUCACACUUUUCAGGAUCCUGAAACGGGCUGUGGUUUCGUAGCUAUCGCUAUUCGGGUGACGGGUUUCGACCUAGCCCUCUUGUCGCUGUAUCUUGAAUCAGGCAGCACUUUUGAAGGCCGGGCCAAUACCUUAGUCCUGUCCAAUAUGUAUGCAGUGAUUGCCUCGCUCAAGUGCCCGUGGUGCGUGGUUGGAGACUGGAACCUAGAUGCUUGUGAGGUCCUCGCCACCAGGCUCGAGGACCUCACAAAGGGUCGGUUACUUGGCACUGGGAUGCCUACUGCAGGCACCGCAGCCGAGCUGGACUAUGCACUGGUCCACCCCCGGUUGGCCUCGCAUCUUUCGCUUGAGCUUGCCUGGGAUGUUCCCUUUAAGCCCCAUGCGGCGCUUAAGUGCACCCUUCCUCUUAAGUCUUUGCAGGACCUCCAGCCAAAUUUGCGCUCCAUCACUGACUCCUUUGACCCUAUUCUUGACGACCAGCGCAAUUUGCAACCCCCGGUUGUGUCACCGCAGAGGGUCACCCUCCUGGAAAUCGAGGCUUGUGACCCCGCCUCCCUCGCCUUUGCGGAGUUUUCUGCCACCGCUGAGGCCUCAGGUUUACUCGGUAGGACCAUGGGCAGGGGGGUAAACUUGCCGACGAUUCGUCAGCCGGCCGUGUCGCAACCCCCCAAUGACUACCAGUGGUUUGGUCACGAGCACGCUGUCUGGUCCCAGCUCGCAGGCCGGUUCAAGGCUGGGGGGCCGCCCAAUGAAACCCUUUCCCUGCUCUCCAAGCUCGGCCCUGAGCAUCAUCAAUGGGCAGACGAAGCCCGGGACACUGUUUCAAAUCAUCGUGACCUCGCUGCCCUGAGGUCCCAUGCUGAGGCGCAGGCCAAGCUUGCUAAGACCGCUCAGCAGGGAGCGCAGGCGGAGUCAUAUCAACAAUGGCUGUUUGGAGCCCUGUCGGCUGGCAUGGGGCCGGUGUAUCGUGCUCUUAAAAGCCACGAACAGACUCUCGCCCGGCCCUUUCGGGACCAGUCGGCCCUUGCCCGGGCUUACUGUCGCAUGGAGUUCUGGAGCCGCAUCUGGGAUGCGUCAAUUGUGCCGCCGCAGCCUCACCUGUCUGCAGAGCGCCUCGCCUUAAGGGCUGAGGCCCUGCAGCAGGCGCAGGAUCUGUCACCGCUAUCUUGGGAGCAGGUCAAGACAGCGUGCCUGGCCACGGGCAACAAGAAGGGAGGCCUUGAUGGUUGGUCGUACAAGGCUCUGCGUAACCUCCCUGACUUCUGCUACCGACAGCUUGCGGGGCUCUUUCGUCUUGCUGAGACGGACCUUACUUUGCCGCUUCAAAUGCUUACGGUGCAGGUCGCCCUUCUUGCAAAAACCCCAGAAAAAGAGCGCCCCAUAUCUCUCACAUCGGUCCUUUGGCGAGUGUACAGCAAGCUGCGACGCCCGCUCCUGGAGAGCUGGUUAAAGGAGUACGCGGCCUUUGCCCCUUUCGACUCCGCCACCCCAGGACACACUUCCCUUGACCCAGCACUUUCUCGCUUGAUCAAGGCAGAAGAUCAUAAAUUUCGCAAAGUUACUUUCAUAACUUUGUUCGUUGAUCUUGAAGGUUUCUAUGAUGGGGUAGAUUUUUCUCGACUGAUAUCACAGGGCAAAGCUUUGUCAUUUCCACCUUUGCUUUUGGAACUUAGUCUUCAGCUUUACAAUGGGCCUCGUUGUCUCCAUGGCGAGGGGGUCAGCACUGUUGCUUUGUGGCCCCAGAGGGGCAUCCUUCAGGGGUGCCCGUACGCACCCACGGUUGCAAAACUCACCACUCAUGCUCCGCUGCAGGGCAUCUCCCAGCACCGUGGGGUCAGCCAUGCUGAUUUAUGGCUUGAUGACAUCAGUGUCGAUGUGUCUCAUGCUGACCCGGAGGUUGCGGCCUCUUUGGCCCUGUCGGCCUCCAGGAAAUUGGAGGCCCUGCUUUCCGUUGAGAAGCUUUGCAUUAACAAAACCAAAACCAAGUUUGUUGUCAAUAGUGCCAAGGCGGCCAAAGCACUCAACAGUAUGCGUGUUGAAGGCGAUCCUCAGGUUGCUGACUUGGUCCGGGACCUUGGACUGGACUCGGCAGGUGCCAAGCGCAGAAGGGUUACGCAAGCUUUGAAACGCUUCAAGGUCGGCCGCGCCCGAAACCAGAAACUUCACCAACUUGGCACAGGCUGCAAAGCCCACAGGUUGUAUGCCACUUCCAUUCUUACGGCCGAGAUCUAUGGUUGCCAGGGACAGGGCUUGUCCCCCAAAAGGCUCAAGGUCGUUCGCGCAUCCAUCUCCAGGCAUGUUGGGCGGUCCAAGUGGGGCUCUGUCGACGUGUCUCUGGACUGUAUGUCCUUUCGUUGCCAAGACCCAUUGUUGACAGUUGUCCUUGCGCAGGCUGAUGCUUUGUAUAAAAUGUUCGGCCCCUCCACGGCACAAGGCUGGGAAAUCCUAGCCCGCACCUGGAAGGUGGCCUGGACUCGCCAAGAGGCGGCCGUGCAUGGAUGGAAGUGUGUUGCAGGCCCGGUUGCUGCUAUGGUGCAGUAUUGUAUUGAUUUGCGCAUCAAUGUCAGUGAUCCUCUGCGCUGGGUUCAUAGCAGCGGGGUUCUUCUGCUUGAUGUCACCAACCCUGGCCUUUUCCUGUCAGUUCGCCGCUUUCUCACUCAGGUUGUUGCCCUUGAAAGGGCUUCCCGCUUUGGUGCAGUCCUCACGGCCCAAGGUGCCCAGCAAGGAGUUGACUGGUCAGUCCACCGAAAGCUCUUGAAGGUUUCCAAGCUUUCAUCCCCGCGAUGGGCCUUUCACGCCGUGUGGCAAGGACGCACCUUGCACGCUGGGAACGGGGGGUUUUCGCAUUGCGCAUGCGGGGCUGAGAAUACCCUGCACCAUGUCUACUAUGAGUGCCCGCUUGCGCCUGCUAAGUUAAGCCCGGCUCUCCGUAGUUUUCAGCGCAAACACCCAGACCCCUGCUUCUGGCUACGAGGAAUGGUCCCAAAGGCUUGGACGACCCCGCAGGUCUCGGCCUCAGCUUUGGAAACCAGGGUGACAGGGCUGUUUUGCCAUCAGCCGGUUGAUGUCACUGGGCUCCUCAUAGGUACUGAUGCUAGCGGAGGUCCCAAUACCCACGACCCUCGCCUUAGGGCUGUAGGGUGGUCGGUCGUGCUUUGCGAACUCCGCGCUGAUUGCCUUAUUGAGCACGGGACCAUCUCAGGCCUUCUUCCGCCGGGCAGCACGGUGCCUCAGGGGGAGUCCCUCGCAAUCAUUGAAGCCCUCAAGGCCACCACUGGCAGCUUUGACCUCACAGGUGAUUGCAAGCCGGCUCUCAAAGCCCUGGCUGCCAGAGCUCUCAACAAAAAACAUAUCCCUGAAUGGGGUCCAGUUUGGCAGGAGCGAGCAAGGGCUCAACCGCACUGGGUUAGGAGCCACUGCACGGCUGAGGCCUUUGAGGCUGAAUUCCCUGGUCAGCUUUGGCGCCGCGAGCUCAAUGCCAAAGCAGACACUCUCGCAGGGAGCCGAGCUGCUGCUGCAUGCACCCCGCAUUUUGUACGCAAAGUAAAGGAACUCGACCUGGUAACCCGGGAACUCAACUGUUUUCUCGCCUCCAGGGCUGAGAAGCUGAUCAAGGAAAAAGCCCAGGGUUUUGUUCCCCGCUCCGCUAGAGAUUCCUUAAGCCAGUUUGACAAGCCUCGGUCGCAAGCUGCAGCUGUGUCUGCAAGCACUAAAGUUCCGCCGCCUAACAAAAAACAGCGCCUGAAGCAGUUGCUGGACUCCCCUGAUCCAGCACUUGGUCAUGAUUGGAAAGCCCGCGAGACUAAGGCCGCCAACAACUUCUCGGUUGGUGGAGCCUCCACCCGAUCUAUUGCCAGUGCUUUUCAAUCUGCCAGCACCUUCGGUGCCGGCCCUAUGCCAGAGCGUGUUUCUGCAGUUCCUAAGCUUGGCCUUUUGAGCGCUGCCCAGGUCAACCCUCCAGCUGGGCCCGUCGCCUCCUCUGCAGCGGCUACCCCAAGGUUGCCGGAGUGCCAAGGCGAGGUCACUCAGUCCACAGGAGUGCAAGGAGCAGUUGGUCAGUCCGUUUCUGUAGGUUUGCGAUCUCAGUUAGGCAUGCCAGCAGCUGUUCCGCCAGCCCAAGGCCAGCUAAGCAUGGCGCCCAAGCAAGAAGGGCGGCACAUAUCCACGCAACUCCGCCGUGAGGAGCGGGGAUUAUCAUGGAAAUCAGCGGCGACGAUAGACCGACAGCGGGGCCGUAAGAAAGCCCGCAAGCAGAAGAAGCGCCGCGAACAAUAUGAGCACGCUGGCAGGAGAACUGAGGAGGCUUGGCCGCCCCCACCACCUCCACCAGGACCUCGUGCGGAGGCGAGACAUCGUGAAGAUGAAGAGCUGCCGUACGACUUGGAGGAGCCCUCGCCUUCAGGGCUGAGGGCUCCCUCCACUGCGGCUGCUUCCAGCAGCCAGGGCCCAGCACGGGAGGAGCCCUCGCCUUUAGGGCUGAGGGCUCCACCCCCUACCGCUGCUGCAUCCAGCAGCCAAGGCUUACCUUUGCAACGACUUCCAGAAGCUGAAGAGCCACCGGUGGACCAGGACGACUCCAGCAACUGUCUUCAAUCUGACAGCAGUGAGACACCACAGCCUGCAGUCGCGCUGAAAGAUCGCCCAAGUGACUUUGGCCCUCUUCUUCAUGAGGAUGGCCUAAUCACUUUCUUAUGUGCAGCUGCGCCCCAGGUGAAGCAUCCGGUGAACCACUACCAGUGCCUUCCGGAAAGCCUUGAAGUUUACCAUGACUUUGUCACUGGUGGGCGAACAAAAGCUGCUCGAGCGAGACGGCUGGGUUUCGGAAAGUCCCGGACAGUUUACGUUGACCCUGGCUCCUCGGAACACGUUCUGAAGUUGGCGCCGCCACAAGGCCACGGGCCAGAACCGGAAGCUUGGAGACGGCUCCCUCAUAUAGUGCCGUGCACUUUGGAUGCGGGUAUUCACCUGCUCACGCUUUCUUGGAAGAGCUGCUAUGAUAUCAUCCCCACGCAUGUUUUGAGGCAGUCUAGGCUCACCCCACUUUCGGUGUGGAGGCCAGCUCCGCCAGACCUUGAUAUGGUCCGCUACAUGAUGGCACUGACUGCGGAGGCCUCCCGUUUCUACAAUCUCAAAGAUCUUGGCUUUUUCAACUUUGGUGUUGAUGCCCGUGGCUUCAUUAUGAUGUGGGACACCGCAGACUGGCUUCCAUGGGAGGGUCAAAGGGCACACUGGCCGAACAGACAGCGUGCCUCGGCUUUCUGGAGCGCGGUCAAGAGGAGUGUUCCAGACCACUUUCAGGAGCUACUCCAGCUUGUCAGCAACGCCUCGCCUGAGGAGGUGCUGCAACGGCUACGACCACUCCUUACGCAGCACUACAAGUGGUACCUGCUACAGCAGGGAGUUUUCCUUGGUGACUAG
Molecule: messenger RNA, 7368 nt
Organism: Symbiodinium sp. CCMP2592
Lineage: Eukaryota; Dinophyceae; Suessiales; Symbiodiniaceae
Source: the annotation of a GenBank genome assembly